CAGGUAAACCUUUGAUACUUUCCACCAAUCGGGUGUGAGGAACAGCAGAAGAACAACAACUGUUAUUCACCUCUGGGUGUGGUGGUCUCUUAUUUUAGUGGAGGGCUGGAGGCCUUCUGGAACACAUUUUAACUGGAAGAAAGGACUGUGCAUUGAAACUAUUUAUUGUGUUAGUAUUUUUUUUUUUACAUUUGGUUUGAGUAUGUAAUAUUGUAGUUAUUUCAUCAACACAUUAUUAGGCUAAUCCAUUGUUGUCACUAAGAAUCACCUGACAUUAACCAUAAUAUCUGAGCUCUAAUUGAUGGACACAGUAAACUAUAUAACAUGGGUCUAUUUGCUUUUGUGCUAGUAAGGGAAUAACACAGGAUAGUUUAAUAAUUAGCCAAACCAGAUGUAUUUUUAUUGUAUUUGACAUAUAAUAUGCCAUGAGAAGGACAAAUUCACAAUUUCUUUAUCAUUGUAAAAGUGCAGUCUGGACUGUCAGGAGGCAGAUAUCUAUCGAACUAGUGUGAUUAGUGGAUGCAUCAGACCGAUUAGAAAAGAGCGAAGAGUUGUGUGUUCCAGCGAAAAAAAUCUGUAAAUCCUAAAGCUACAAGCAUUUUUUCCCUCACCCACAGGCAUACUCCAAAAACCCAUUACUCAAGACAACGACGUUCUACCUGUAGAGCGGGCUAAAUCUCUGCGUAAAACGAAUUAACCCAAGAUAAAUCUACAGAAAAAAGAAGUGAUUUAUGAACAAAAGCACAAACGGAUUAACAUUUGUUAAGUUGCUCCAGUAAUCCAUAGUAAUCAAACUAAAGAAAGCUCAUUCUAAAAAGGUGGGCUGUCAACAUCCAGCCCCAAUCAUGGAUUGGAAGACCUUCCAAGCCCUCCUGAGUGGGGUGAAUAAGUACUCCACUGCGUUCGGCCGUAUCUGGCUCUCUGUGGUGUUUGUGUUCAGGGUAAUGGUGUACGUGGUGGCGGCAGAACGCGUGUGGGGCGAUGAGCAGAAGGACUUUGACUGCAACACCAAGCAGCCCGGCUGUGCUAACGUCUGUUACGACCACUACUUCCCCAUCUCCCACAUCCGCCUGUGGGCCCUGCAGCUCAUCUUCGUCACCUGCCCCUCCUUGAUGGUGGUGAUGCAUGUGGCGUAUCGCGAUGAACGUGAGCGGAAGUACCACGCCAAGCAUGGCAACAAGGCCAAGCUGUACGAGAACACAGGCAAAAAGCACGGCGGCCUCUGGUGGACCUACCUGCUCAGCCUCUUCGUCAAGACAGGCAUCGAGAUCUCCUUCCUCUACAUCCUCCACAAAAUCUAUGACAGCUUCUACCUGCCCAGGCUGGUCAAGUGUGAGGUCAGCCCAUGCCCCAAUCAGGUGGACUGCUACAUCGGCCACCCCACAGAGAAGAAGGUCUUCACCUACUUCAUGGUGGGCGCCUCGGCCUUCUGCAUCGUGCUCAACGUCUGUGAGAUCAUCUACCUCAUCUCCAAGGGCAUCGCUCGCAAAGCACAAAAGAUGAAGAGAAGAAAGCGCACCUUGGCCUUGCAUGAACGGUACAACAAGGAGAAUUCCUGCAGCGACUGCAGCACUCUACCUAUGUCUCGGCUGGAGAAACAAUCCUUAAAUCCCCAGUUUCCAGGCCACCUACAAGCCACCUUACCGGCUCAUAUGCAUGCUUCUGCCCCUAACCUGUCCUAGAGUGGAUGUCCACUCUAUCCCAAGACUGAACCAAACAUUAAGGCCUAUGGAGCCAGGCCUCACCUUAUUGGUCAAGCCUGUAUGAGAGACAGACUUUUCUCAAAGUCUCUACUGCCUUAGCUAUUACUGCCCUAUACUGCCAUGGAGCAAGGCUUUGUAUUGAUGUACAUGACCCUGGGGCUAGACAAGCCUGUCAUGAGCCACAUUCCAUUUUAUACAACUAAACUCUUACUGCCAGACUGAAUAACCAACCAUUCCAACCCAUUUCCCUUUACUAUCAACGUUUCCCUUUCAAUGCAACAUAGCGAAACAAAAUGAACUAUGCAAGAGUUAGCAUGCAAAACUACUGUCACUAUGUAAUACAUUUUUUUGUAGGCAAAACGCAUCGUAGUAGGAUUCUAUUGCAUUGACACGUCUACACAGACCGGUGUGGCAUAACCAAUCAGAGCUGCAGUAGGCCUAUUUAUUGG
Molecule: messenger RNA, 2152 nt
Organism: Oncorhynchus mykiss (rainbow trout)
Lineage: Eukaryota; Metazoa; Chordata; Actinopteri; Salmoniformes; Salmonidae
Source: RefSeq, a predicted model, not a curated record